Messenger RNA from Echinostoma caproni, 1611 nucleotides. NCBI's taxonomy places the organism in Eukaryota, Metazoa, Platyhelminthes, Trematoda, Plagiorchiida, Echinostomatidae. The record is from the annotation of a GenBank genome assembly.
CGUGCUGCUGCCGCUGCAAUGGCUGCUGCGAUGGCCGCUGCGGCUGCUGCCUCCCAAAGUGGUUCACCUGGCUCAUUCGGUGCUCCGGGCUGUCUUUCGCCGAAUCUGGCAUCCAAUGCUUCCACCGGACUACCCGGGAGCGCCGGUCCAAUGGAUCCGCAUAGUCUUAUGGCCACUAUGGCUAGUUUUGCCGCCGCACAAGCGGCAGCGGCGGCCGCGGCUGCUGCAGCCACAGCCGGUAUGAACACUUCCGAUUUGUCCGGUCUUGCCACCGGAUCCACUACUGGGGCUCUUGGCUCACCUGGUUCCUCUGCCGCGGGUCUGGUCAAUUUGAGUGGAUCCGCUCUGAUGGGUGGACCGGGAUCGUUACCAUUUCCUCUGCCCACUGCCCCUGCAUCUCUACCCGGACUUACUUCACCGUUUCCCAACCCACCUCUCCCACCACCGAAGAGCUCGACUCCGGUAUCCGGUCGACGUGCCAGUUCCCAUUCACCCGGGUUGAAUGAUCUAACCGUGUCACAUGGAUCGUCCGGUCCACCGGAUGAGAAACGACGCAAAACCGAUCGGCUCAGUGUCAGUGAGGAGAAGAACAAUGCAGUCGUCAUGUCGGAUGAUGGCGCUCUGUUGCGUGGGAAAAAUACAAAUAUCCAUCCGCCCAGUGGACGUCACACACCAUUGACCACCAAUAAACCAAAUGGCUUGAUGAAUUCGGUUGCUAAGACUGGAUCAAAUGCCAACACCACCACCACAACAACACCUGGCAGCGUCUCCAUGACCGGUGUUAACAGUGCAACAGAUUACGUUAUUCGAGAACCGCAUGAAUUGAGUGGUCUGGGUGAGAAAAAAGAAUCGAACGAUAGUCCCCCAGUGCUUAGUGCAAAUGCUUUGCCUAACGGCCCGGAAAGUCGUGGUGUUACCCCCAGUCCGCAUGCACUGAGUAACGGUGGUUCUGUAGAUAUGGGACCACACAGUAACCCCGGGAGUAACGGUUAUCUGAAAGCGGCCAAUUCCCCAGCUCCACACUCCAACAAGGUCAUGACUCCCUCAUCAGUGGAUACAUCAAAUGCCGCUAGUCCACUACCAAAUUCCAAUCCGAUCAACAUGAAUUCUGUUAAUUUGCCUGGUGUCGGUCCUGUUGCGCUAUCCCCUCCUCAUCUCACAUCAGACGGUCUACCAUUGCACGCAGACACAUUCCCCCUAUCCUCAGGCCAAACAUUUCCCGUCAUGAACAGCAACAACAACAACAACAACAACGGAUUGGCUAAUGGUGUGUUGCCUGGUCCAGGGACAUUUGAUUCUGGAUUUCCUCGGAUCUUGCCACCAUCCUCAUUCUCUCCGUCAGGUUCACUUUCCUCCUCGGCUCCCACCAGUGUCCCGGCGUCCUCUUCCUCCAUCCCGGCUUCCGUACCUGCCCCAAGUGGAACUGGCGCCUCGGCCGCUGCAGCGGUUGUUGCAGCUGCAGCAGCCGCUGCCGCUGCGGCCGCAGCCGCCGCCGCCGCAUCCGGAGCACCGCCGUCAACCAUGCUGCCCGGUUCCUUGCCCACUCCAGCGAUUAACUGUCAGGCCAUGAGCAGCUGCCAAUCGGUAUGUUUAUUAAACUCGAAAAAGUAG